Leguminivora glycinivorella is the source of this 2315-nucleotide messenger RNA. RefSeq names its product alpha-tocopherol transfer protein. Bases 95 to 1093 code for a protein of 332 amino acids. The record is from RefSeq and is a predicted model, not a curated record. The transcript is spliced from 7 exons. Gene Ontology annotation, molecular function: phosphatidylinositol bisphosphate binding. Lineage: Eukaryota; Metazoa; Arthropoda; Insecta; Lepidoptera; Tortricidae. Gene Ontology annotation, cellular component: membrane.
UCUCGACCCGACAGCACGCCGCGCCGCUCGCCCUUGCAGGGAGAGCAUGCUUCACGAGUUUCACAAAUAAUUCACGAGUUUCACAAACUGUAUAAUGAAAGGGAAGAAAACAGUGAAGAUGCCGGAGGAAAUAGAGCCCGUGUCGAGGAUCGUGUACCGCGAAGUCACGCCGGAACUGUCCCAGCACAUGUUAACGGAUUUGGACAAGCUGCCAGCGGUGCAGCUUGGUGACUUCCUACUGCAGAUAGAACUAGACGAACCGAGCGAAUUCUUCAAGGAAAUCGCGCGCAAUGAGCUGCGGGAGGCAUCAGAAGUCACCGAGCCCGCUAUUGCCGAGCUCAGGAGACUGCUAGAAGCGGACAAAGACUUGUACGUUCCAUUGGAAAGUGACGCUUGGCUGGUCAGAUUUCUGCGGCCGUGCAAGUUCUACCCUGAAAGUGCAUAUGAGCUGAUCAAACGUUACUACGCGUUUAAGGUGAAGCACGCGAAGCACUACGAUGGUCUCAUGCCGAGCAAAGAACAGAAUAUAUUCAACCAGGACAUCCUGGUGGUGCUACCCACGCGAGACCAGCUCGGAAGGCGGAUUCUCGUCGUCGAGUUGGGCAAACGCUGGAAGCCAAGUAAAUGCACACUGGACGAGGCUUUCAAAGGCUGCGUCCUGUUUCUGGAAGCCGCCAUGAUGGAGCCAGUGUCACAGAUCUGCGGGUCACAGGUCAUCAUGGACAUGGAGGGGCUGUCCAUGCAGCAGGUCUGGCAGUUCACCCCGCAGUUCGCCAAGCGGCUACUAGACUGGCUCCAGGAAAGUAUACCACUGCGAGUAAAAGGCGUGUACGUAGUGAACCAGCCGUACAUCUUCAACAUGGUGUACCAGCUGUUCAAGCCGUUCCUGAAGGAGAAGCUGCGCUCGCGGCUGCUGUUCGUCGGCAAGGACUGGGAGCUGCUGCACAAGCAUGUCAGCCCCAAGUGCCUGCCCGAGGCGUAUGGCGGAACCCUCAGCAUCCCCAAGGUUACUGGCCCACAGUGGCUGGAGCUGCUCAUGAUGUGUGAUAAGGAAUUUAGUGCCAUCGCGUCGUACGGGUAUGUGAAAAAGUAGUUGCUGAACGCCUGGUAGCGCGCAUGCGUGUAGUGAUUAUUGGUUAAAACUUUGAAACCAUUGAGACACUUAUAUCGUUAUACUAUUAAGCUGUGAAACGUUAGUAUGGCCGUUAGUAGGCCAUGCUGUGUGAUGAUCAAAGUGUUGUAAAAAUAAAAUUAUACAGUAAAUAUUGUAAAUUAAUCAAGACAUCACAGAUGUCCGGAAGUUCGUAGGAGGGGUCGUUUGUUCCGAAUUAUAUCUAUAGUAGUAGAAUAAAGUGCUUGAAUAAGUACAAAAAAUAAUUUAUAAGUUGCUUAAUUAGAUGUGAUUCAUUAAAAUUUGUUUGCACUCAUAUUUUAUGUGUGAAAUUGCUAGGUUUUUGUUUUUACUUUUUUCUUGUUUUUACUUCAUCAUUAGCAAUUUUGAAUAUACGUUGCAUUCAUGUUUUUUUUUAAAUCUCUUUUGUUACAUUUUACUAUUUAGAAAUCAAUUUUAUUAGAAUUUUUUUUUUAUUUUCAUGUGAAAUAUAUUUAAAAUGACACGGCAAUUUCGUACAUAAAGUAGUAAAACUGUAUAUAACUAAAGGAUGAAGUGCCCCUGGGCCUGCCUUGCCGCUAUGCAUUCCUAGUUAUGGUUCUCUAGAACUAGUGCCAAUAAGACUGAUUAAUUACUAUAUCUGUUUUUCCAUUUCAAUUUCUUAUUGGUACUAACUUUCUUACCAUAAUUAACUAUAUCUACCUGUUUAUUCUUAUUAUAAGCCUACUAUUUGUGAUUUUAUUGAUAUGUAAGUAUUUUUAUAUCGCGACAUUCACAGUAAUGUUAGUGUUGAAAUAUAUUUAGAGUAGAUCCCGUGGUAAUGUCACUCAUUUAUUCUGAUGUAGAUGCAAAUGAUAUUAUUAUUUUGGGUUGUCGAUAUAAAACUGUGUAUUUACUUUAUCACUCAUUUUAAACAAAUAAAGCAACACUGUGAUAAGUUAAUAUUUUAUGAGCCAAUUAGGACUUUUAAUUGUUUAAAGUGGUACUUUCAUAUAAAUCCAAGACAGAGUAUAUUCUGUAAUUAUUUUAGCAAAAUGUUAUUUAUGUAUUUAUGGAAUGUAGAGAUAUUUUUAUAAAUAUAACUUUAAUAGGAAUGUAUUUUUGGAAUUCGAGUUCGGAAGAGAGACCAAAUGUUUAAUAGGGAGAAUAAUUGUUAUUGUUUAUUUAGAGUUAUUUAAAAUAAUAAAACAAAGGUGCAUCCAUU